Gongylonema pulchrum is the source of this 288-nucleotide messenger RNA. The record is from the annotation of a GenBank genome assembly. NCBI's taxonomy places the organism in Eukaryota, Metazoa, Nematoda, Chromadorea, Rhabditida, Gongylonematidae.
UUGCAGAUACCGUUCUCUCGAUCGGAAAUACAUUUGACGGAUUCGUUGGAGAACAUUUGUGAAAAAAGCUCCGAAUGGACGGCUGUCGUUCAUGCUACUACCGGGAAAGGUGUCUAUGCUCGUCGAGCUUCGCUGAAUCUUAAGCAAGUACCCGAUCGUCCGACCAUACAUCAACUAGCCGAGGCAUGUAGCGAUUUCCUGGAUACAUAUGAGGACGAACUGGUCAGUUUUGCACGUCACGAACACAAAGAACCGGUGCGCGAGUUCUGCCACGAAAGGAUAAGUUAG